AUGCAGACUCCUGUGGGCGCGGUAGAGACGCUGACAUGGGCCAACUCCAACCACGACAGCACACAGAACGACUCGAGAGUCACGAGGACCGAGGCAACGGCCAGCAUUAAGAAGAGCGCGAAGACAGACCUUGGACACUUCGGAUACGGCUCGGCCCUGAUGACUGUCUGGGACUACAAGGAAAAGCACUGGGCGCAUUUCAUCUCGACAGCACUCUAG
This is a messenger RNA of Gaeumannomyces tritici R3-111a-1, 219 nucleotides long. RefSeq lists its product as hypothetical. NCBI's taxonomy places the organism in Eukaryota, Fungi, Ascomycota, Sordariomycetes, Magnaporthales, Magnaporthaceae. The coding region runs from base 1 to 219 and encodes 72 amino acids. The record is from RefSeq and is a predicted model, not a curated record. The transcript has 2 exons.